Messenger RNA from Cannabis sativa, 1411 nucleotides. RefSeq lists its product as uncharacterized. NCBI's taxonomy places the organism in Eukaryota, Viridiplantae, Streptophyta, Magnoliopsida, Rosales, Cannabaceae. Gene Ontology annotation, molecular function: S-adenosylmethionine-dependent methyltransferase activity. The coding region runs from base 127 to 1215 and encodes 362 amino acids. The transcript is spliced from 8 exons. The record is from RefSeq and is a predicted model, not a curated record.
UUAAUUGAUUAUCAAUACUCAAAAAUAAUAAUAAAUAUGAAUCCAAUAAAAUAUAUAAGCCCCGCGCCAAAUUCAGGUACGGUCGUUAAACACGUCGCCUCAUACUCAGCCACCACACGAUGAGCCAUGAACCCCCAUAGUAUCACACACACUUCUACUCCUCCAUUCUCAACUCCAAUUUACAUGGCGAUGAUUUCUUCUUCUGUUCAAUCCACUCUCCACAAACCCUUUAUAUCCCCAAAACACUCUCAACUUAAUCGAAUUCCCCUUUUGGCUUCUCGUCUCCGCUACUCCUCCUCCACCAGGACCACCACCAUUCGUGCUACCUCCGCCGUUACUGUUAAACCGGUGUCAAACGUCGAUAAAAGUGGAAAUUCCGAAUCCCCUGAGGUUUUCGCUUGCCCUGUGUGCUAUGAGCCUCUGAUAAGAAAAGGUCCUCCGGGUAUUAAUUUGGGGGCAAUUUAUAGGUCUGGGUUUAAGUGCAAGAAAUGUGAGAAGACGUAUUCGAGCAAAGACAUAUAUUUGGACUUGACUGUAACUGCUGCAUUGAGAGACUAUACUGAGGUGAAACCAACUGGGACUGAGUUAUUUCGGAGUCCGCUGGUUUCAUUUUUAUAUGAAAGAGGGUGGCGUCAGAACUUCAGCCAAAGCGGUUUUCCUGGUCCUGAUGAAGAGUUUAAAAUGGCCCAGGAAUACUUUCAAUCUGCUGAAGGUGGUCUUCUUGUAGAUGUUAGCUGUGGGAGCGGUUUAUUUACUAGAAAGUUUGCAGAAUCGGGAACAUACUCUUCUGUAGUUGCACUUGAUUUUUCUGAAAACAUGUUGCGUCAGAGUUAUGAGUUCAUUAAGAGAGACGGGAAGCUUUUAAACAGUAAUCUUGCCCUUGUGAGAGCAGAUGUUUCCAGGCUCCCCUUCGCAUCAGGUUCAGUUGAUGCCGUCCAUGCUGGUGCCGCUUUGCAUUGCUGGCCUUCUCCAACCAAUGCUAUUGCUGAAAUUACUCGUAUAUUACGGAGCGGUGGGAUCUUUGUUGGAACCACAUUUCUGAGAUACACUUCGUCUACCCCCUUGAUAGUAAGGCGUCUCCGGGAGAGGGCUCUCCAGCCGUACAGCUAUUUAACAGAGGAAGAGAUCGAAGACUUAUGCUCAUCAUGUGGUCUUACCAACUAUUCAAGCAAAGUAGAGAAAUCUUUCAUCAUGUUUUCUGCUCAGAAACCUUGAUAGAUACCAAGUACGAAUCCAAUUGAAUAUCAUUUCCAUUUCUCCAUAAUCAACCUUUGUUGUCAUAUUCCUCCAUUUAUUUUGUUGUACAAUGUAAAAUCAUUUACUUUAGAAAACAUUUCAAAAUAAAAUAAAAUAAAAAUAAAGUCCUACAACAAAUGCAAAAACCUGAAAAAGGUUAUGAACCCGGGGCAGA